Molecule: messenger RNA, 1604 nt
Organism: Prunus mume (Japanese apricot)
Lineage: Eukaryota; Viridiplantae; Streptophyta; Magnoliopsida; Rosales; Rosaceae
Product: nuclear transcription factor Y subunit A-1
Biological process (GO): regulation of DNA-templated transcription
Cellular component (GO): CCAAT-binding factor complex
Molecular function (GO): DNA-binding transcription factor activity; DNA binding
Source: RefSeq, a predicted model, not a curated record
UAAAUAGGGGAGCUCUUCUAGUACAGUUAUAUACUGUGAGAUUAUAUGGAAUUGCAGAGAAAUUGUGAGAUUCCGAGGCCAAAAAUCUAGGGUUUUUAUUUGUGAUUGGCUUUUUCUCUCGGCAAAACUAAGAGUUGGUGUCUAUCUAAGGAUAUUUGAGGCAUGCAGUCGAAGUCUGAAACUGAAAAUAGACUUCAUGCUGAUCAUCAUACCAUCCCACCAAACAGUGUUUAUUCAGAACCGUGGUGGCGGGGUGUUGGCUAUAACCCCAUCUCCCCAGCCGUUACAGGGAGGAAUGCAUCCAACUCAUCUUCGUUAGAAUGCCCAAAUGGUGGUUCAGAGUCCAAUGACGAUCGAUCAUUGUCCAAUGAUGAGCCAAAUGAAGAUGAUGAUGAUGAUGCCACCAAAGAGUCACAGAUUACGUCUCCAAGAUCAGCUGGCAAUGAUGGGCAAGAGCGCCAAAAUGUGCCGCAUGUUGGAUCUACUGUACCUACAGUUCGUGAUGAUUGCCUUGCGCAACCGCCACAGCUUGAGCUUGUUGGUCACUCUAUUGCUUGUGCUUCAAAUCCUUAUCAGGAUCCUUAUUAUGCGGGAAUGAUGGCAUCUUAUGGACAUCAGCCUUUGGGCUAUCCUCCUUUUCUUGGAAUGCCACAUGCUAGAAUGCCAUUGCCUCUUGAGAUGGCACAGGAGCCUGUGUAUGUGAAUGCAAAACAAUACCAAGGGAUUCUAAGGCGAAGACAGGCACGUGCAAAAGCAGAACUUGAAAGGAAGCUAAUUAAAGUCAGGAAGCCAUAUCUUCAUGAAUCACGACAUCAACAUGCUAUGAGAAGGGCGAGAGGUACUGGAGGACGUUUUGCAAAGAAAACUAAUGGUGAUAAAUCAAACAGCACUGGCCAAGAAAAGGGCACAGGCUCUGGUCCAGCCCACUCGUCACAAUCUGGCAGUUCAUCAGGUUCAGAACCCUUUCCCUCAGAUUCUGCUGAAACAUGGAAUUCCUCCAAUAGUCAGCAAGAAGGAAGAGGAUCCCAAGUGCAUGACCCGUACUCAGCUCACAAUUAUGCAAAUGGCAGUGGCUGCUUCCAGACUCAUGGUGGCUUGCAGGCUUCGAUGUAUCCUUCAUACUCGGGCAAGAGAGGGGAAGAAGGAGAUUGUACAGGCCAGCAACGGGGAAGCAUCUCUUCGAAUCAGGCCUCACAGAGGCGUCUUGCCAUCCAGUGACUGGGAGGUGGAUGCCAAGGUGGAGGAUUGGACCCUUAUAACAGAAAAAGGGUCGGUCCCCUGGUUAUAUCUUUGGCAAUGUGUUUGCCAGGCGGCAAUUCAUUCUUGGCUUUGUUCUUGUGCUUGUGGCAUAGAUGAAUGGCAGGAGAGUGAUAUGAAUGGGCCAUUUGGAUUCUGUGAAGUCCUUUGAUGCCUGAGUUCAUUACAUCCUUCCUAUUUUUGCCUGAUGUACAGAGUAGUUUUCAGUAAUUUGAAGUACAUAUGGAAAACUGAAAUUUAAACGAAUAGUACUCUAGUUUAAUGUAUAAACCAUCGUGUGUAUUAUGUUUGUCACCUUGAAUUUGAGCUGUGUGGUUGGCGACAUAUUGUGGUUUCUUUUGUUUUCA